Ixodes scapularis (black-legged tick) is the source of this 1249-nucleotide messenger RNA. Its product is annotated as probable RNA-directed DNA polymerase from transposon BS. The transcript has a single exon. NCBI's taxonomy places the organism in Eukaryota, Metazoa, Arthropoda, Arachnida, Ixodida, Ixodidae. The annotation marks the transcript as partial. The record is from RefSeq and is a predicted model, not a curated record.
AAAGCUUUCGAUUCUGUUAAUCACGACAUUCUUUUACAAAAACUUGAGCGUUACGGUUUUCGAGGGCCAGCUGGCAAAUUUUUUCGUAGCUACUUAACAAACCGCACCCAAUUUGUACAAAUUUCCCAUAAUCAAUCUACAACCGCGAUAGUGAAGACUGGUGUACCACAGGGGUCGGUGUUAGGACCGAUACUUUUCUCUCUUUUCAUCAAUGAUUACGCAGCUUGCCUCAGACACUCCGAAGCAGUUUUAUACGCCGAUGAUACAGCCUUACUAGUAUCACAUCAUUCUCUUGAAGAGGCCGAAUUACUAGCAAAUAACGACUUGAAAAAUACGAUAACUUGGUUUAAUUGCAACAAGCUGGUGCUAAAUAUUAAAAAAACUAAGUUCAUUGUUUUCGCGUCUGAUCGGAAACAACAAUCAUUUACAUGUAACCUGCAUCUAGGAGGUUUACACAUCGAUCAAGUUAUCACUUAUAAAUACCUAGGAAUUACCCUAGAUUCAACACUACACUGGGCUCCCCACAUUGACGAGCUAUGUAAAAAAUUAACCUUCGGAUGCUUUUCAUUAGUGAAAGCACGGAAACAUUUUAGCAAACAAACAUUACGCAUGAUUUACUUCGGUGUGUUUCAUACUCAUUUAACCUAUUGUGUUGAAUCAUGGGGUUUCACUUACGCGUCAUAUCUAGCGAGAGUUACCAUUCUGCAAAGAAGGGCAAUCAGGAUAAUAGCGGCAGCACCUAUACAUGCAUCAGCUAAGCAUCUUUUUAGUGAAUUAAACAUACUCCCCAUCAACUUAGCUCGCGACCAUAAGACUGCCACUUUAGUCCAAAGAAUUUUAACCCAGAAUACUCCAUAUCACUCUUCUAUAUUCAAUUUUCCAAAACGUGAAACCCGACAACUACAUUAUAAUAACCUUAAUUUGCCGAUAACUUACAAUGCCUACGGGCGCCGCUUAAUAUCGUUCAUUGGUGCGAAGAUAUGGAAUAACAUUUCAUGUAAUAUAAAACUAGCAACAAAUUUUGUACUCUCAUUAAAACGAUUUAUUUCAUCUGAAGUGUACAACUCACCCUGUUAACUCCGUACUAGUAGUUAUAUUAUUUGUGCAGCUAUGUAUAGAUUGUGUGAAUGCCUAUAGGAUUGUUUUAAAUGUGAAUGUUUUUUUAAUGGAUCCAUUACUAGCCAUGUAGGCUAUGGAUCCAGAUGACUAAUCAGACAUUUCUUUGUACAUCUUUACGUGAAUAAACAUU